CUUCAGGAUUGCAUAUGAGCUGCAUCCAGCCAUACUUCAACCAAGAGACCCAGAAGCUGCUUCCAGGGAAUUCAUAUUGAGCAAAAUGCAACUCGCCUUGCCUGGACUGGGGUUAAACCUUUACCUGUUUUUUUAUGCAGCUGCUACCUUCUGUCUGAUCAGCAUGCUCCUGAAAGUCAUCCAGCUAUACCAAAGGAGGCAAAAGCUGAUCAGAUCUUUGGAGAGCUUCCCAGGGCCACCGAAGCAUUGGUUUUAUGGACACACCAAUGAGCUUGGUCGAAUUGGAGAACUUGCCACAAUGGUGUCAUGGUCGGAGAGAUAUCCCAACGGUCAUCCCUUGUGGUUUGGAGCUUUCUUGGGGUUUCUCAAUAUCUACCAUCCAGAUUACGCCAAGGCCAUAUACAGCAGAGGAGAUCCGAAGGCUCUUGAUUUCUACAAUUUUUUUCUCCCAUGGAUUGGGAAAGGGCUACUGGUAUUAGAUGGGCCCAAAUGGUUCCAGCACCGGCGACUGUUGACUCCUGCAUUUCACAGUGAUAUUUUAAAGUCAUACGUGGCACUGAUGGUCGAUUCCACCAAAGUGAUGCUGGAUAAAUGGGAAAGGCUGAUCUCAGAAGAUAAAUCACUGGAUAUUUUCCAGCAUGUUGGGUCUAUGACACUGGACAGCAUGUUGAAGUGUAUCUUCAGUUAUCAGAGCAAUUGCCAGCAUGACAGUAAGAAUACAUAUGUCCAAGCAAUUAGUGACCUCAGUUGUUUGAUGCAGGAAAGAAUACAGACAUUUCUCUAUCACAAUGAUCUAAUCUAUCACAUCUGUCCUCAUGGAUACCGUUUCUUCAAGGCUUGCAGAAUAGCCCAUCGCCACACAGAAAAGGUGAUUAGGGAAAGAAAGGGGCUCCUCAAAGAUGAACGGGAACUUGAGAAGAUCCAAAAGAAGAGAUAUCUAGACUUUCUGGAUAUUCUUCUCUGUGCCAGGGAUGCAAAUGGCGAGGGAUUAUCUGAUGAAGACAUACGUUCUGAGGUGGACACUUUCCUCUUUGAGGGUCAUGAUACCACCACCAGUGGGAUUUCCUGGACCUUAUAUGCCAUGGCCCAGAAUCCAGAGCACCAGCAAAAAUGCAGGAAGGAGAUAAAGGAGAUUCUUGGAGAGCGAGAGACUCUGCGCUGGGAUGACCUUAGUAAGAUGACCUACACUACAAUGUGUAUUAAGGAAAGCCUCCGUGUUUAUCCUCCUGUUCCUCAGGUGUACCGAGAACUCAACAAACCAGUCACAUUUCCUGAUGGAAAGACAUUGCCUGCAGGUGCUUUAAUAUCCCUGAAUAUUUAUGCUCUUCACAAAAAUCCCGAAGUGUGGAAGGAUCCUCAGGUGUUUGAUCCUCUAAGGUUUUCACCCGAUAAUUCAUCUCAAAGACAUUCCUAUGCAUUUUUGCCAUUUGCUGCUGGACCCAGGAAUUGCAUUGGGCAACAGUUUGCUAUGAUGGAGUUGAAACUGGCGGUUGCUCUGACUUUGCUGCGCUUCCAAGUUGCACCAGAUCCUGCUAAUCCUCCUCUUGAGAAACCUCAGCUCAUCAUGCGCUCUUGGAAUGGGAUACAUUUAUAUUUAAAGAAGCUUGCAUAGAUUCUCUGUCAACCACAGAACACAACUCUUGUAACUAAUAAAACC
This is a messenger RNA of Lacerta agilis (Sand lizard), 1657 nucleotides long. Its product is annotated as cytochrome P450 4B1-like. Gene Ontology annotation, molecular function: oxidoreductase activity, acting on paired donors, with incorporation or reduction of molecular oxygen; monooxygenase activity; iron ion binding. Bases 86 to 1612 code for a protein of 508 amino acids. The record is from RefSeq and is a predicted model, not a curated record. The transcript is spliced from 12 exons. NCBI's taxonomy places the organism in Eukaryota, Metazoa, Chordata, Lepidosauria, Squamata, Lacertidae.